Molecule: messenger RNA, 1107 nt
Organism: Cantharellus anzutake
Lineage: Eukaryota; Fungi; Basidiomycota; Agaricomycetes; Cantharellales; Hydnaceae
Exons: 2
Coding region: 1-1107 (368 amino acids)
Source: RefSeq, a predicted model, not a curated record
AUGUCCUUCGACCUACACGAUCACCGACUAGAAACUGCUACAACGCAACAACCCACGUUUGACGCAUGCAUUUCAUGGAUACAAGGUCCAUCCUCUCUACCUUUUGCCCCCAACUCUUUCCAGGUCUCAUCCCAUCUCACCCCUAAACUGCAAAUUUUGAACGAGCCAGGGACUAAACUAGGUGAUACUGAAUUCCCUCCCUCAUACUUAAUCGCCCCUCCCACUCUUCUGCCCUCCAUAACUCUCUCCCUCCUCUCUUAUCAAUACAAAGCCAUGGCGAGCUACUAUUCACUAUCACCUCCAUCAUCUCACCACCACAACGUUGACCAAGACGACGUGAAAAGCAUAGACUCUCAAACCACUCUACAACUGGACGACUUUGAGUCCGACUACGAUUAUGACUUUGACACAACGGGGAGCAGCGUUGCCUCCGGGUUCGUUUAUCUGGGUGGCAGCCCACUCCAGCGGAUGAUGCCCAAGCGGAUGUCAGGCAGACAGGUCAGGUCUUCAUUUUUUAGCGACGGGCAGUAUGAAGAGGAGGAAGACGAAGAAGAGUGGUACAAGAAUGAAGAGGAUGAAGAGGAGGCGGUGAGGAGGAGUGAGAGUUGGGAGUAUGUUCUCGGCGUUUUGGAGAAUCAAUAUUCUCACGAGAGCCAGUAUUAUGACCAGGGUUUACACCGGCAUGACCACUUUCGGGGUUUCCCAUUUUUGUCCGCGUCAGGUUCAAAGACGUUUGACGUCCAUGAUGAGAUCGACCACUCAUCUCCAUCCUUCGGCACUGCCCGCCCACAUUAUGACGCCACCGCCUCCUCUGGUCCCACCACUCCAACCAACACGACCAUCAUCCAAUACCUUUCACCAUCCUCACCGCUAGCACGUAUAACAUCCUACCUAAACCAGCCUGACAUUCGACGGGAUCCAUGGAAUAUUUCCCCUCCCGUUGAAAUAUCCCCCAACCCCGCUUCUGCGAACGAGGAUAACGAAGGAGGUGCUUCGCAUGUGUUUGUCAGAGAACGUUUCAGGGCGUGGAAUGAUCCUGAACCAAAAGGAUUACUGCAGGUAUUUGAAUUUGUCCGACAGUUGCUUGAGGUGAGUAUUCCGUUCUAG